Beta vulgaris subsp. vulgaris (sugar beet) is the source of this 1704-nucleotide messenger RNA. RefSeq names its product chaperone protein dnaJ 10. Bases 178 to 1386 code for a protein of 402 amino acids. The transcript has 11 exons. The record is from RefSeq and is a predicted model, not a curated record. Lineage: Eukaryota; Viridiplantae; Streptophyta; Magnoliopsida; Caryophyllales; Amaranthaceae.
GGGGGGGGGGCUCGGACAAAAUGUGCCAGCAUAAUAGGAGUUUGUAUCAACUGAAAGAUCACAUCUUUGUGUCGAGUUGAGAGGAAAGGAAGACGAACCGAAAAAGGGCAAUCUUAGAUUUCCUAAUUAGAGUGAAAUUAUUGAUCAGAAAAGCUCAUCAAUACAUUGUAAGAUUCAAUGGUGAAGGAGACUGAAUAUUAUGAUGUCCUUGGUAUCAGCCCAACUGCUACUGAAGAUCAGAUUAAAAAAGCCUACUACAUCAAGGCACGACAAGUCCACCCUGAUAAGAAUCCAGAUGAUCCUCUUGCAGCUCAAAAUUUCCAGGUUCUGGGAGAGGCUUAUCAGGUAUUGAGUGACCCAACCCAACGUCAGGCUUAUGAUGCAUACGGAAAAUCUGGAAUUUCUACUGAAGGGAUUAUAGACCCAGCAGCAAUCUUUGCAAUGCUUUUUGGAAGUGAGCUUUUUGAAGAAUACAUAGGCCAGCCAGCCAUGGCAUCAAUGGUUUCAAUGGAUUUUUCUGCUGAUGGAGAAGAGUUGGAUGCUAGGAAGUUGCAGGAAAAGAUGAAGGUAAUUCAAAAGGAUAGGGAAGACAAACUUGCAGAAAAAUUAAAAGAUCGACUCAACCAGUAUGUGCAUGGCAGUAAAGAGAGUUUUAAGUGUAAUGCUGAAGCUGAAGUAUCUAGACUUUCAAGUGCAGCCUAUGGUGUUGAUAUGUUGAACACAAUUGGCUACAUUUACUCAAGACAGGCAGCUAAAGAGCUUGGAAAAAAGGUGAUGUACCUUGGUGUGCCUUUUGUUGCUGAAUGGUUCAGGAACAAAGGCCAUUCUAUUAAAUCUCAAGUAACAGCUGCAACAGGUGCUGUUGCUUUAUUUCAGCUACAAGAGGACAUGAAACGACAUCUUAGUGCAGAGGGUAACUACACUGAGGAAGAGCUUGAAAACUAUAUGGAAUCUCACAAGAAAGUGAUGAUCGAUUCUUUGUGGAAGCUCAAUGUUGUUGACAUUGAGGCCACUCUUUCUCGCGUUUGUCAGAUGGUUCUUCAAGACAACAAUGCCAAAAGGGAGGAGCUUCGUGCCCGAGCAAAGGGGCUAAAAACACUCGGGAAAAUAUUUCAGCGAAUGAAAUCAUCUGAUGCCAACGAGGCUGAUAUUGCAGUGGGCACUGAGCUCACUAAAUUAAACGGAAAGGAGUCAAGCAAUGAUCCAUUUGCUUCAAAUACAUCCCCUAAAAGCCCAAAAACAGAAGACCAAUCUUAUAAUGGAGUUCGAUCACAGAUUCCAUAUGUGGUUGCUCCGCAAUUUGCUGAUGCUUCUGACUGCCAUAUUAGCUACCCAAUGCCAAUAGCACCUCCUGGUGUUCAAAGAAGUCAUUCCGCUGGGAAAUAAUGAUAAAAGGCAGUUUGGAAUGUGUGAUUGAGUCAUGACGACCUGGAAUGAGCCAGACACUUUUUGUUAUCGAUUUAUUGUGACAAGGGUUUGAGAGAGAUGUAUCAUGUAUGCAGUAGCGUAUAAUAUAUUGUAAAUGCAAAAAGAAUUGGGCAGAAGAUAAACAAAGUUGAUUCUCACUGUCUCCAUAUGCCAUUGGCACCUUCUAGUUGGCUGAUUGAGUUUUAUUUUCUUUCUCAUGUCUAGUUUUUUGUGUAAUUACUGUAUUGUUAAAUUUGUCUCUUUUUCUAUUUAUAUUUUUAUUCUGAUGUCAGAUAA